Emiliania huxleyi CCMP1516 is the source of this 2610-nucleotide messenger RNA. RefSeq lists its product as hypothetical. Lineage: Eukaryota; Haptophyta; Isochrysidales; Noelaerhabdaceae. The record is from RefSeq and is a predicted model, not a curated record. Gene Ontology annotation, biological process: secondary metabolite biosynthetic process; amino acid activation for nonribosomal peptide biosynthetic process. Gene Ontology annotation, molecular function: phosphopantetheine binding. The coding region runs from base 1 to 2610 and encodes 869 amino acids. The transcript has 16 exons. Gene Ontology annotation, cellular component: cytoplasm; cytosol.
AUGGGCGAGGCGCGGAAGCCCGUGUCGUGGUCGCCGCCAGAAGUGAUGUACGUCAUGUACACCUCCGGCUCGACGGGCAAGCCGAAGGGCUGCCUCGGCUGCCUCGUCCCGACGGCCGGCGUGUGGCACCGGUUUGGCUGGGGCACGCGGCUGCUCGGCUUCACGCAGAGCGACGUCUUCAUCCAUAAGACGCCGGCCACCUUCGACUGCUCGAUCGCAGAGAUGACGCUUCGGACCACUACACCGCUAGGCCCCGGACUGCUCUACCGCACCGGCGACCUGGGCAGCCGCGACGCGGGCGAACGGCUGCAGUACUUCGGCCGCGCCGACCGGCAGGCGUCGAUCGAGGUCUCCUACUACGAGUGCCUCGCCGAGGACGACGCGGUCACGCACGGAUACCCGAUCGGCUUCCAGGGCGACGCCGGCGUGCCCGUGUACGUACUCGACCCCUCUGACCCAGCGACGCCUCUCCCGGCCGGCCAGCGCGGCGAGAUCUGCAUCGGCGGCAUCCAGGUCGCCUACGGCUACUUGGACCGGCCCGAGCUCACCGCGGAGAAGACGCUUCGGACCACUACACCGCUAGGCCCCGGACUGCUCUACCGCACCGGCGACCUGGGCAGCCGCGACGCGGGCGGACGGCUGCAGUACUUCGGCCGCGCCGACCGGCAGGUCAAGGUCGGCGGCGUGCGGAUGGAGUUGGGCGAAAUCGAGGCCGCCUCCCUCCGGCUCGUGCCGCAGCUGCUCAACGUCGCCGUCGAGCUCGUCGAGGGGUCCCUCGUCGGCGUCGCCGUCGCGCGGCCGGGCGCGCGCGUCAGCGGCGGGGAGAUCAAGGCCGCCGUCGCACUCGAGAUGAAGUGGGUAACUCGACUGUUCACCUCCACUGACGGUACUGAACUGAUCAAGGCCGCGCUGGCGCUCGAGAUGCCGUCGUCGUACAUUCCGGCCGAGUGGCACCUGCGCGGCGCGAUGCCGCUCGGCUCGGGCCCGUGCGCGAUGCCGCUCGGCUCGGCCGGCAAGGUCGACCACACGGCGGUGAGCAAGUGGGUGACCGACCAGCGCACCGCCGCCACGUGGGGGGCCAUCUACGACGAGAUGUACUUUGCCGACGGGCUCCAAUGGUGGCGCGCGCUCACCCAGCACCUCUACUCGCCGGGCCGCCGCCUCGCCGCGGGCAUGGCCGCCACGCUCCGCGCCGCAUCGCUGCUCCGCUCUCCGGCACCUCGAGCCGGGGCAGGCCGCGAGGAGGCGCCGCUCUGGGUCGCCCCGCCGCCUGCCGCUGGCGACCCGGCUGGCGGAGAAGCGAGCGACUCCCCCGCCUCCUCCUCCUCCGCCGCCGCCGCGCUGUCGGCGGAGGAGCUGGCCGCGCCGUUCGAUGCCGAGCGCGCGACCAACGCAGUCAAGACGGCGGACGCGAAGAAGCAGGGGAACUACCUCUCGGAGGCGCUGCUCAAUGAGCUCAAGGAGAAGUGGAGCGGCGGCGACGCAGGCACCAAGAAGGCCGCCGUGAUGGCGCUCGUGGUCUCCUUCCUCGGCGUGUCCUCCGACGGCGUGCUGCCGGGCGACACGUUUGCGCAGCACGGAGGCAGAUUCUCCCUCGCCGCGUUCCGAGUGUUCGGCGCCUGCGUCUCGGUCUUUGUCGUGCUGACCGAGCCGUUCGCAGACAUUGCGAGUCUCGUCGUCGCCUCGACGGACUCGCGCCCGGGCUCGCCGAGCGGCGACGGGAGCUCGCAGUGGGUCGUCAAGCGGCGGUGCUCGCGCGGCCGCAAGCAGCUGCCGCUGCUCGAGAUGCGCCUCGAGGCGCCCUCCCCCUCCUUCGUCUUCUUCCCGAUGGCGGGCGGCUCGCCCGAGCAGUUUGCGCCGCUGUUUGUCGCGCUCGCCCGCGUCACCCCGCGCGCGACCUGCUACUUCUACACCCUCCCCAUCGUCGACGCGAUCGCCGAGCACCUGCCUCAGAUGCGGCACGGGCCGUGCGUCUUCGUCGGCGACGCGUGGGGCGCGGGGGUCGAGGCCUCAACAAGAACGGGAGGAGGAGCGCGCUGCGGUGUCGUCCCUGUAGGCGACUCGUGGGGCUCGGUCGCCGCGCUGCUCGUGGCGCAGGCGCUGCACGCUCGGGAAGGCUUCUGCCCGUGCCACGUCGUGCUGAGCGACAGCGCGCUCGAGGCGUUCCUGCGCGCCUCCGGCGCCGAGCCGUCCUCCAUCACGCCCGCCGUCAUCGGCGCGUUGCGCGCCGACUGCCAGCUGUACGAGGACUUCACGCUGGACGAGGCGACGGCCAAGCCGCUCCCGUGCGGCGGCACGGACGGCGUCACCGCGCGCGCCGACCUGAUCGGCUGGGCGGACGCCUUCGAGGAGGACGAGCUCCACCUGCAGCGCGUGCCUGACUCGUCGCACCACAUCUUCGCCGAGCAGCCGGAGCUCAUCGCGGCGACGCUCGAGAAGCUCGUCGGCGGGCCCGAGCGCCAGCUGCGUGCGGUCAACAUGUCGGCGACCGAGGCCAAGAAGAUCGACUCCUCCUUCUCGCUGCUUGGCCCGCCCUGCGCCUUCGUCGCCAAGGGCGGCGAGCUGGGCGCGCUCGCGGCGCAGGCCCAGGCGUACCCGGUGGGGCUGUGA